UACAUGGCUCACGGCUAUCUUUUGAUUGGACGAAGAAGCAGAAGAAGUACGCACGGAACGAAAUGCAUGCGCAUGCAAGGAUGUCUUCAACUGGCUCCCUCGCCGAAACAUCGCAGUUCUCUACCCUUACCACAGAGCCUACCACUUCCAAACUGGAGGCUGAUGCGUCCGGUUUUCGUAAGUCCGGAUUUGGGGUGAGAAUCGUAGUUUUCGCACUUCUCGCUGCCCUCUGUGCUCUUCUUGUGUUCUUCACAACGUCAUCAGUCUUCGGUUACGAGGAGGAGACCUCCGAUGCUGCCUCAGACGAUGGCGAGAAAGAGACAAGUGCCAUCGUUGGCUACGAAAAUGUUUUACCACAGGGGCCAACCGAGCCAGUGGAAACAGAAGCGCCGAUCAGUACGCUGUUCCAAACUGAAAAGACCGCAGUACGGGAGCCGGAGAAGACCCCGGUUAGCGCGACACGAAAGGCUACAGAACAGAGCUCAGAAACGUCCUCAGUACCGUCAACUGGGCAGGCUCAUGUACCCACCACAGUGCAUACCUCAGGAGAGACAUCAAUGCAGCCUCCCGCACAAAUCUCGUUACACGUUUCAAAGAGAACAUCAGGAAAUGAAACAACAGAGAUCCCAGCGGGGAAUGCUGAACAGAUACCGGUGCAGACUUCUUUGCAUGCUCGUAAACAAAAUCGAAAUCAAGGGGAACGAGGGACACCACCAGAAGAAUCGAGAUUGCGGACAUCGGAUCGCACGGUACAAGCAGAACGGGCCCCAGAAAACACAACCGAACUCUUCACAGAAGUACGUACCAGGCAGACAACGAGCGGUUCAAGAGGAGUUUCGACUUCGUCUACCACUUCUGCAUUUAGCAGCACUAAAUCAGCACGACGUGUCGCAGAGUGUGGCCAGUACUACUACUCGUAUUGCACGAACAAGACAGUCGAGUUCUACUUCAAGCAAGACACCUGCACCGCGACGGUGGGAGGCAGCGACGCGUUCGAUUUGUGCAACCACAGCCCGAACCGAUUCCGAACCAUGGAAGAAUGCACGUGGCGUUGCAUCAACCGAACGACGCCUGAUCCCGCUUGCUAUAAAGCGACUGAAUUUGCUACUUGCACACAAGAACUUAUACGUUACCAGUGGUGGUACUACCACGAUGACCAAUGUCACAGAUGGGUGUUCGAGGAUGGAGCAUGUCCCCACAAACUUGGAAGACACCUCACGUACGAGACGCUCGAGGAGUGCAAAGGAAACUGCUCUGGUACCACCAAGACAUAUAUGUGCGUGAAACCAGGCGGUUCCAGCUGUAGCCCCGACCAGCUGAUCUUCCCGUACUUCGCACACAAGCGAGCCGACGGCAAUUUCACCUGUCUCACAGCUGAUCCAGAGACAUUGGACGAACGAAAUUGUCUCACCGGACCCAACAAGUUUGCCACGGGCGAAGCGUGCAUCCAGACUUGCGUUCGCCCUACAACGUUGCGCUAAAACCACUAAAUUAAAAAGAACGUAGACUUUUGUA
Messenger RNA from Ornithodoros turicata, 1515 nucleotides. RefSeq lists its product as uncharacterized. The record is from RefSeq and is a predicted model, not a curated record. Bases 63 to 1481 code for a protein of 472 amino acids. Lineage: Eukaryota; Metazoa; Arthropoda; Arachnida; Ixodida; Argasidae. The transcript has 3 exons.